This is a messenger RNA of Lepisosteus oculatus (spotted gar), 2507 nucleotides long. Its product is annotated as galactose-3-O-sulfotransferase 2-like. Gene Ontology annotation, biological process: glycolipid biosynthetic process. Gene Ontology annotation, cellular component: membrane. Gene Ontology annotation, molecular function: galactosylceramide sulfotransferase activity. The record is from RefSeq and is a predicted model, not a curated record. Lineage: Eukaryota; Metazoa; Chordata; Actinopteri; Semionotiformes; Lepisosteidae.
UAAAAGGAGGCAGAGAGCAUUGGACGAGUACUGAGACCAACUAACACAAACACAGGGGUGCAGGGAGAGACUGUGAGAAGGUCAAAUUAAGAGAAAGUCGAGGAGACACACCUGUAGACAAGUUCUUCCACAGAAGGUGGAGCACCGCGGGAUGCGCUAGCAUUAAUCCUCAGUCUGACCUCACCCAGCAUCGGCAAACCCGAUCGGCACGGCGCGCUGCAGAAUGAGGAUACACUGCCUGACGAUGAGGCAACUUGGGCAUCAGGGCAAAGUGGUGAUAUUCAUCUUCGCCAUCUGGUUUGCCAAACAGCUCAGAGACCUCAUUUUCAGUAAGAGUUGGGAACCCAUCAGCGCCCCCUGCAGGCCGCACACCCACGUCAUGUUCCUGAAGACCCACAAGACGGCCAGCAGCACGGUGCUCAACAUCCUGUGCCGCUUCGGCGAGGAGAGGGGGCUGCGCUUCGCCUUGCCCCUGGGGUACCAGUUCGGCUACCCGUUGCCUUUCAAAGCAAAAAUGGUGAAGGGCAACAACGAGUCCAACAGGACACAAGAGUUCAGCAUCAUGGGACAUCACAUGCGCUUCAACAAGUCAGAGGUCGAGAAGGUGAUGCCCCCCGACACAUUCUACUUCUCCAUCCUGCGGGACCCUGCCCUCCUGGCCGAGUCCUCCUACACCUACUACAAGGCAGUAGCUCCAGCCUUCAAGCAAGUUCAGAACCUGUCAGAGUUUAUCGACGACCCCUGGCACCACUAUGACCCGCGGCUGCGGAACAACCACUACGCCCGAAACCUGCUGUGGUUCGACUUCGGCCUGCCGCAUGACGCCAACUUCACCGCUGAGCUGGCGCGGGCCGGGGAGGCGGAGGUGCGCCGCAGCUUCCAGCUGGUGCUGCUGGCCGAGCACUUCGACCAGUCCAUGGUGCUGCUGCAGCACGCCCUCUGCUGGCCGCUGGACGCCGUCGUCUCCUUCCGCCUGAAUGCCCGGCAGCAGAGGGCGGGCUCAAGUGCCCAGCCGGUGCUGUCCGAGGAGCAGAGGCAGAAGCUCCGCGAGUGGAACGCCCUGGACUGGCACCUCUACCGCGCCUUCAACCAGACCUUCUGGGCCCAGGUGGAGCGUUUCGGCAGGGAGCGCAUGGACCGCGAAGUGGGGGCGCUGAGGUCCCGGCGGGAGGAGCUGGCCCAGCUCUGCCUGCAGGACAACGGAGAGAUGAUACAGGCCAGACAUAUUAAAGAUCAAGCCAUCCAGCCCUUCCAAAGUGGACUGGACCCAAUCCUUGGCUAUAACCUCAGUCCUGGGCUGGACAACGCCACCCGGGACAUCUGCCUGAAGAUGGUGCGGCCUGAGCUCCAGUACAAAGAUAUGCUGGAUGCCAAGCAGUAUGGGUCCCGGAAGCAGCAAUAUCAGAGAAGUAGCAGCACCCAGCCCUCCCCCAAGCACACAAAGAGGAUAAAGGAGACCAGAUCACUGGGCAGAAGAUGAACCAGACUAAGCAGGAAGAUCAAGAGGAAAGCCCAUCUGAGUCCAUCGCUGUCCUCCCUCCAGUGUGUGACUCAGGAUAGUUCAGGACAUAGUGACAGUAUUGGCUGGUCAGCUCUGACUGUUCUCAUUCCCUCUACCCCAUGUUAAGGAGAUGCAAGACCAGUGAAAAAUAUUCAAGUAAUCACAACAAGAAUGCAAACGGACUAUAGAGAUCACAGUGUUCCAUUUGCACUUUCAUUAGUGUUAUGGAUCCUCCUGAAGAUUACAAGUCAUUGUCCAAGGAUCGUGGGUGGAAGAGAAACUAGGAUUAUUUUCAGCACAGAGGGUGCCACCUGGAGUUUCUUUGUCACCAAGCUUUGAUGUCCACAAAAGUACCUUGCAUGUUCUGACCAAGAGGGUGAUGGAUUGUGGGUCUUCAGUUUCUUACACCAAGUAGUAGAUUUUGCUUUUAAAUAAUAAAAGCUGGGUGGUGAGGUGUGAUGCAACCAGCAUGUUCAUGAGUUCUUUCUCAGGCUCAUGUUCUGAAGAUUUUUGUGGCGAACUCUGGUUUGUCCACUUCAAUUUUGGUCUUUGCUUCACAGACAAGCUCCACUCCCCUGAGCUUGAUAGUUUUUCUGUGGGGGCUGGGCAGGACUUGGGGGUAUGUGGGAUCUCAUUUUUGGAGUUCUGGGGAUUUCCCUUGCAUUCAGCUUUUCUGGCUUUUCUACCUUGUGUCAUUUUUGGGGGUUUGUGAAAUAUUUUUCAGGAGGAAGGACAGGAGGCAUCAAAUCUGUGAUUUAUUGAGUUAAGUGGACUGUGUUACUCAGGGGCAGCACUGGUAAGAAAAAAUCACCACAAAAAUAUAGUCUUAACAUAAAUCCUAUAUUUUCCACAGAUUUUAGGAAUCCUUGUUUUUUCCCAUAUUUAAAAUUAUUUUGAUAACAUGGGCAUAUACUUGCCGAUAUAGUAUAUAUAUAUCUAAAAUAUUUAACAAAUAAUUAAUCCAUUUAAGUCUGAAGACACCUGAAAAAGACUCUGCAGCCGAAAU